AUGGAUUCAAGACGGCCAGAAUCAUUUUCUCUGUUUGAUCCACAAGACUAUGACGAUAAUGACAGCUAUCGCACGCCCGACGGACAACAUUACAGCGGCCAGCGUCAUCCAGAGCUAGGCCAAUUCAGUAUUGGCAACACACUGAGCAAUCCAGCAGCAGUAGCAGCACCCGUCGGACGUCGGCUCAACCUAGAAGGCAUUGAAAGGGUGGCAGCACCCCAGUUUUCAAUGUAUUCCCAGCAUGCACCAACAUCCCCGCAGCAUGAUAGCCAUAGCAGCGCCUUUGCCACACCAAUAAUGCACCAACACCACUAUCGUAUGGGUGCAGGAACCCAAGACAUGAAUAUGUACGAGACACCGGUUGCGACAAAACAGACGAACGUCGCGCUUCAGUCGGAGGCGGAGAUGAAAACGGAACUGGUCGAUGAGGAUUUUAUUUUAAAUCUCAGGCAAGAGGGUGACCUCGCGCGACUGACGCGCAAGGCUGUCGAGGAUACCAAGACGGCAUGGAAAAAAGAGACAAUGCAGAGGUUGCGCGCACAGGUGGCUAGCUUGGAUGACGACGCGUGGAUGUACCAGAGUGGCAAAUAA
Molecule: messenger RNA, 591 nt
Organism: Kickxella alabastrina
Lineage: Eukaryota; Fungi; Kickxellomycota; Kickxellomycetes; Kickxellales; Kickxellaceae
Exons: 1
Coding region: 1-591 (196 amino acids)
Source: RefSeq, a predicted model, not a curated record